This is a messenger RNA of Aphanomyces invadans, 2583 nucleotides long. RefSeq lists its product as hypothetical. NCBI's taxonomy places the organism in Eukaryota, Oomycota, Saprolegniomycetes, Saprolegniales, Verrucalvaceae. The coding region runs from base 22 to 2550 and encodes 842 amino acids. Gene Ontology annotation, molecular function: nucleic acid binding; RNA helicase activity; ATP binding. The transcript has 2 exons. The record is from RefSeq and is a predicted model, not a curated record.
GUAAAGUUGAAGUCGCGCGCGAUGGCUGCUACGGACAAGAAGGCGACCAAGCAGGGCGGGUUCCAGUCGCUGGGCUUGAGUCCGCCGAUCUUCAAGGCUGUCAUGGCCAUGGGGUACAAGGUCCCGACCCCCAUCCAGCGCAAGUCGCUUCCCCAUGUGCUCUCCGGCAAAGACGUUGUCGCGAUGGCUCGAACGGGGUCGGGGAAAACCGCUGCCUUCCUCAUUCCCAUGCUGGAGAAGCUCAAGGAACACAGCAAAAAAGUCGGCGUUCGCGCGCUCGUAUUGUCCCCGACGCGCGAGCUGGCAGUCCAAACGAUCAAGUUCGCCAAGUCGUUGGCCAAGUACACCGACAUAAAGUGCGGACUUAUUGUCGGUGGCGACUCGAUGGAACAACAGUUUGAGCUGAUUGCGUCGAACCCCGACGUGAUCGUCGCGACACCAGGUCGGCUCAUGCACUUGCUACAGGAAAUCCCGGAAUUCAACCUCCAGGCAAUCGAGUACGUGUGUUUUGACGAAGCCGAUCGGAUCUUCGAAAUGGGCUUUGCCGAGCAGCUCCAUGAAAUUCUGAGCAACAUGCCUGCGUCCCGCCAAACGCUGCUCUUCUCGGCGACGUUGCCGCGCGCACUCGUUCAGUUUGCGCGCGCCGGGUUGACCGAGCCCGAAUUGAUCCGUCUCGAUGUCGAAAACCAGAUCUCGGACCAGCUCAAAGUCAGCUUCUUCACGAUGCGCACCGAAGACAAGAAUGCAGCACUCAUCUACUUGCUACGGGACAUGAUCCCGGCGACAGAUCAGACAAUCGUGUUCGCCGCGACUCGCCACCAUGUCGAGUUUCUCCACGAGCUGCUCAAAACCGUUCAUUUGGAUUCGUCUUGCGUGUACGGCGACAUGGACCAAACAAGCCGCAAGAUCAACAUCGGCAAGUUUCGGGCCAAGAAAACGCCGAUCCUGAUCGUGACGGACGUCGCUGCCCGUGGCAUUGAUAUCCCCUUGCUGAACAACGUCAUCAACUACACGUUUCCCCCGACGCCCAAGCUAUUUGUCCAUCGCGUUGGCCGUGCCGCGCGCGCGGGGCGGUCCGGUGUCGCGUUCAAUUUUGUGGACCCGGACGAAAUGCCGUUCAUGGUUGACUUACAUCUGUACCUGGGCCGGCGCCUCGAGGACUCGACGCCGACCGACGUCCCGCCGUACUCUUUGUCGACGAUGACUGUAGAGCAAGUGCACUACGGCACCCUGCCACAGAGCAUCGUGGAUGCUGAGAACGAAGGGCUGCGGGAAACAUUGACUCGGCACUCUGUUAUUGCGCCUCUCGUCAGUGUUUGCGCGAACGCAUACAAGAUGUACUGCAGGUCCCGCGCCGAGCCAUCCAAGCAGUCCAUUAAGCGGUCCAAGGAGCUCCCGAUGAAAAAGGUCCACCCGUUGUUCUUGGACGCCAUGGACGACUCACUUGCGGGAAAGGAAGCGUACUUGGACAAGCUGAAGGGCUUUCGACCGAACGCAACGAUCUUUGAGAUCGCUGUCGGCACGCACUCGUUGAAAAAGACGUCGCCCGGUCUUGUCAUGAUGAAGACAAAGCGAAAACUGCACAACUUGAUCAUUGACAAGAACCAAAAGGACAAGGCGGCCACGUCGGCGGACGACUAUCCCGAGGAUGCGACGGAAGAACUGGAUCAAGGGCAAGUCGACGUGUUCCGGGCCAAGUUGAAGGCGCAGGCGGAAUUGGAGAAACAAGCAGAAGAGAACGCAGAGGCCGCGGCGGGUGUCCGAACGAAGCGGUACCUGUCGGCCGCAGACCGCCGUAAGGUGAAGAAGCUCAAGACACAGGGGGAAACCAUCGACAUGGCCGAACUGUGGAAGGAGAAGGAAGCCAAGAAGAUAGCGAUCGCCGACGCGGCUGCGACCGACGACAAAGCUAACGACAGCGAAAAUGCCAAGCAGUUCAAGGACGAUGAAAACUACAUUGGGUACAUGAAGGAGCAGGACUUGGCCAAGGAAGAAGCGCUCGGACGCGGCGGCGAAGGCGGUCGCAGCAACGCAUUUGCACAAGCCCGGUUGGAAGACGCCAUGUUGGAUGUCAACCCGGACGAAGCCGUGGCCCUCAACAACAAGCGCCGACUGCUGCAUUGGGACGUCCGCAAGAAGAAAUUUAUUAAGACGACGGUGGGCGACCUCAAGAACGGCACGCUGAAGCGCCAGAACAGCACGGGCGGCCCCGCACGCAAGCAAAAGAUCGGCGAGACGUACAAGAAGUGGCAGCAAAAACAACACAAGCGAGCCAACGUGGUCGGGGCGGACGAAGGGGAUGAUGACGCCCCCAAGCUCGACUACCGCAACGGUCGCAAGCCGCCCCCGACACAGCGCGUCAACAAGUUUGCCAAGUCCGAACUGCGCGAAGAAGGCGCGAUCCGAAAGGAAGAGCGACGAAAGGCUCGAUCCAGUGGCGAUAAGACCAAAUUUGCCAAGAAGAAAACGCAGUCGAACCGUGGCAAGGGCAACGUCAAGGGCAAAACCCACGGUGCCCCCACAAAGAGCAAGCUCUUCAUUCGGCGUUAAUGCCAGUAAAGCAUGCACUUGCCCCAUGCUUCG